Molecule: messenger RNA, 1589 nt
Organism: Penicillium canescens
Lineage: Eukaryota; Fungi; Ascomycota; Eurotiomycetes; Eurotiales; Aspergillaceae
Product: bifunctional ornithine acetyltransferase/N-acetylglutamate synthase
Exons: 3
Coding region: 213-1589 (458 amino acids)
Biological process (GO): L-arginine biosynthetic process; L-ornithine biosynthetic process
Cellular component (GO): mitochondrial matrix
Molecular function (GO): L-glutamate N-acetyltransferase activity, acting on acetyl-L-ornithine as donor; L-glutamate N-acetyltransferase activity, acting on acetyl-CoA as donor
Source: RefSeq, a predicted model, not a curated record
AUCCAACAAUUCAACAACUCAACUGCCAUCUCAUAGUCAAGUACACAAUAUCUCGUUCCUUUCUCAAGGUGGGCUCAUCUCGUGCAGACAAAGCCGAGUCGGGAGCGCCGAGACCGGCUACUUUUUUUCCGCUCAGUGACUCAACCAUCUUAUCUCCUCCAGCUUAUAUAGUGGAGAGAGCCCAGUCUAUUAUUUAGGACUCAUACACUGUCAUGGUUCCAACCACUCAGCCCACAAUGGCAUCCUUUGCCCGCAUGGUCAAAGGCCAAGUGCGAUGCUACUCCGCACCGCUGGACAUGGCUAUUCCGGCCUCCAAGCAGCGCUACAUCCCCGCGAGCGGCUCGUACCCCCAGGGCUUCCAGGUAUCUGGCACCCAUGUGGGUGUCAAGGCCUCCAACACGCGUUUCCCGGAUCUGGCCCUGAUUGCCUCGGACACGCCGUGCUCGGCCGCCGCAGUGUUCACCACCAACAAGUUCCAAGCUGCGCCAGUGCAGGUCAGCAAGAAGACACUGCAUAGCCGCAAGGGUGAGGGCAUCCGGGCUGUUGUCAUCAACUCCGGAUGUGCCAAUGCCGUGACUGGCAAGGGUGGACUGGAAGAUGCAGUGCAGAUGGGCCGAAAGGUCGAUGAGUGCAACGGCGUCGAGAAUGAUAGCUCGCUGGUCAUGAGUACCGGUGUCAUUGGGCAACGUCUCCCAAUCACCAAGAUCCUCGACCGCAUCCCAACAGCCCACUCAACCCUCGCCUCAACCCACGAAGCCUGGCUCAUGACAGCCCGCGCAAUUUGCACAACAGACACCUUCCCCAAGCUCCUCUCGCGGACCUUCACCCUCCCCUCCUCGCCAAACCUCACCUACCGCCUGGCCGGCAUGACCAAAGGCGCCGGCAUGAUCCACCCGAACAUGGCCACCCUCCUCGGCGUCGUCUGCACAGACGCGCCCCACGCCGUCUCCCGCUCCUUCAACUCAAUCUCCAUCGACGGCGACACAAGUACAAACGACACAAUCGCCGUGCUGGCCAAUGGCGCCGCAGGCGGCGAGACCGUCCGCGCCCCUACUUCCACUUCCUCCCCCAGCGCAGACUACACAGCCCUGCAAAGCGUCCUAACAGACUUCGCGCAGGAAUUGUCGCAGCUAGUCGUCCGCGACGGCGAAGGUGCGACGAAGUUCGUCACCGUGCGCGUUACCAACUCACCUGACUACGAGUCCGCGCGCCAGAUUGCGUCGACGAUUGCGCGCUCGCCGCUUGUCAAGACUGCCCUGUAUGGACGGGAUGCGAACUGGGGCCGGAUUCUGUGUGCGGUUGGUUAUACGCAGGGUGUUGCUGAGGGUACUAUUGUGCCCGAGCGGACGUCUGUUAGUUUCCGGCCUGUGGAUGGGAGUGCUGUGUUGAACCUUCUUGUUAAUGGGGAGCCCGAGUCUGUUGAUGAGGAGCGGGCUAGUGUUAUUUUGCAGAAUGAGGAUCUGGAGAUUGUUGUUGAUCUUGGUGGUGGUGAGAAGGGGGAUGCUGGGUGUGGUGGAGAGGAUGCUGUUUACUGGUUCUGUGAUUUCAGUCAUGAGUAUGUUACUAUUAAUGGUGAUUACCGGACUUGA